ACCCACUCCAUGGAGUCUAAUAUUACUCUCACACAUGCACACAGCACCAAAGUUGGGUGGAUCUUAACAUUUCCAGAUACAAAUCAUUCUAGCUUGUGCAAAAAGACAACCUACAGCAACCCAAUAUAACAGCUAGCUCUAUAUAUUCUGGUGUUGAUUCUUUCCAUGCUCCAAUUUCCGUGUUCUUGUUCGAUCCCGGCACUACUCCUGAAUGCCUGCAUUCCCUUUUAGAUUUUGUGUUUGAUUUUGUCCUGUAAGGAGGAUAUGCGGGAUCAUAUGGAAAGAUUUAUAGUUCUUCCAUUCUCCAUCGCCUGUGCUUCUCACUCCAGUGUUGAUGUGGCCUCCAGUGAAUCCUGCAAGAAACCAAAACCCGAAACCAAAUCACAUGCAACAAGAGGACAAGAAGGGGAGGAAAGCUCUUGUAAAGAAAAGACGAAGAACAAUACAUUUGGUUUCCUGCUGGCUCUUCCAAAGCCUUGCAUAUCCAGUAGCAUUCACAAAUUGAUUAGGGGCAUUAAGACUCUCUCCCAAGUAUUUGUGUACAAAGAAGAAGACGAGGAGCUAAUGGAAAGAGAGAUGGAAAUCGGAUAUCCAACUGAUGUGAAGCAUGUAACACACAUAGGAUUGGAUGGAACUACUAUGACAAAUCCUAUUAAGGGCUGGGAAUGCCUGAAAUCUCCAGAAAUAAUUCCAUUCCCUUCAUUUACUUUAAGGCAGUUCGAGCUUGCAAUGGCUGCACAAGCUCAUGGACCUCUUGUUGGGGUCGAUCAUUCCAAGCUUGUUUGAUUCAUUGAUUUUUCUUUUCAUUUCCUGAUCUUGUUUCUUUGACACUAGAUGACUGAUGUGAUGAAGAUUGAUCAAUGUUUUUGAUGGAGGCACUGGUUGCAGUGAUGUGUUUAUGGUGUGUGUGUGGGACCUUGACAAUGUUUUUCUGGGUGGCCAUUGAAAUUGUUCUUGCAAUCCAUUCUCAAUAUUUGCUUGUUU
This is a messenger RNA of Populus trichocarpa (black cottonwood), 984 nucleotides long. Its product is annotated as CRIB domain-containing protein RIC4. Bases 265 to 786 code for a protein of 173 amino acids. The record is from RefSeq and is a predicted model, not a curated record. NCBI's taxonomy places the organism in Eukaryota, Viridiplantae, Streptophyta, Magnoliopsida, Malpighiales, Salicaceae. The transcript has 3 exons.